AUGAAAGUGUUUGUUAGAACCAAAAUUGUUUGUACAAUUGGUCCAAAAACAAUGAGUGAAGAAGCUUUAAUUAAAUUAAUUGAAACUGGUGUGAACGUUUGUAGACUCAACUUUUCACAUGGUACUCAUGAUGUAAGUUUUUACACUUUUUUUUUUUUUUUUUUUAUCGUUUUAAUUUUUUAA
Messenger RNA from Dictyostelium discoideum AX4, 183 nucleotides. RefSeq lists its product as hypothetical. The record is from RefSeq and is a predicted model, not a curated record. The transcript has a single exon. Lineage: Eukaryota; Evosea; Eumycetozoa; Dictyosteliales; Dictyosteliaceae. Bases 1 to 183 code for a protein of 60 amino acids.